Molecule: messenger RNA, 757 nt
Organism: Bombus pascuorum
Lineage: Eukaryota; Metazoa; Arthropoda; Insecta; Hymenoptera; Apidae
Product: TP53-regulated inhibitor of apoptosis 1-like
Exons: 2
Coding region: 439-660 (73 amino acids)
Source: RefSeq, a predicted model, not a curated record
AAAUUAAUAUUUUCCUAAAUUUACCGUUUUUAAAAUCUAAACAUUAAAAUGUCAUGAAACUGAAAUAUGAAUGCGAUUUCUUGGGAAUCAUAUUCUCUACAAAAUUUUGUGAAAAUGAACUUAUGAUUCUGCAAACGUUCGAUAAACUGAAAUCCAAAAUAAUUAUUAACAUCGUGUGAUUUUACGUACAUUUUCCGUAUUUGUUUCUCCUUUAAAUCAGACCUUAAAAUCUCAUAAAUGAUGUCUGAGACGAAGUAGUCUCUGUGUUGUAUGGACAGUAAUCAUGAAUUAAAGCAAUGUACAAGUUGGAACAUGCUGAUUGCACAAUUUUCGUUUUCUUUUUUUUUCUGUAUGAAUAACUAAACAAAAUUAUUAGAAUUAAUCGGCGAUGAUUUAAUCCAUUAAUUUUUUAAUUAAUAAUUUUAAUAAGAAUAUAUUAUGGAGGCUUGCAAAGAAUUGAAAGAAAAGUACGAUCGUUGUUUUAAUGAUUGGUUCUCUGAGAAAUUUCUACGUGGAAUCAAUGACGAUAGUGAAUGUGCACAUUUACUUAAAGUUUAUACCAAAUGUGUAGCGCAAGCCAUGAAAGAUCAGAACAUAAAUCUGGACGAAGUGAAUGUAGCACAUUUGGGAACCGAACAAGAGAAGAAAACUGAGAAUUGACAAUUAUGAUUUUAAUAGGAUUUUCUCUUAAUUUUUCUUAUGGAUGUGUUAUAUAUAUAUUAAUAUUAAAUAAAUCAUUAUUUUUAUCAUAAAACAA